Molecule: messenger RNA, 1149 nt
Organism: Phanerochaete carnosa HHB-10118-sp
Lineage: Eukaryota; Fungi; Basidiomycota; Agaricomycetes; Polyporales; Phanerochaetaceae
Exons: 7
Coding region: 1-1149 (382 amino acids)
Biological process (GO): proteolysis
Molecular function (GO): metalloaminopeptidase activity
Source: RefSeq, a predicted model, not a curated record
AUGAACAUCCUCGCCCGAUGUCGACCGGGUGGAAUUAUCUCUUCAAGCUCGCGCCGCACAGCGGCUGGGUGUCUGUGCUCACUUGACAGACCGCACCGGCACGUCAAGCCAAGUGUGCUCAGCAUCCCUCGGCUGUUCGGCACCAAUGCCAGAACUGCGGAAACAGCCUCUGAGCUGGACGAAGACGAAGCACCUCUGAAGUUGGAAGAUGAUGGUCAAUACGAGAUUAUUGUGCCCAAAGACCCAUUUGCACGUCCUGUGUUUUCUCCGCCAUUGCACGUUCCGCCGCAUAUCAUCCGUCCUCUUUACGCCACACCUGAGAUGCUAGAGAAGUACAACAGAAGCGGCCAUCUCUCAGAACCAUAUAUCGGAGAUGGACGUAUCAGUUUGGGAAGUGAGGACGAAUUCAAGCUUCGUAGAGCAGCUAGGCUAGCAAGACGCGUUCUGAAUUAUGCAGGCAGCCUGGUAGUGCCAGGUGCGACGACAGAAAAAAUUGACGAGAAUGUUCAUGACUUCAUCAUCAAACACGAUGCGUAUCCUUCACCGCUACAGUACUCUGGCUUCCCGAAGUCGUGCUGCACGAGCGUGAAUAACAUAGUAGUCCACGGUAUACCUGAUACGCGACCUCUCAAUGACGGCGACAUUGUGAACAUUGACAUAACUGUCUACUUGAACGGCUACCAUGGGGAUACUUCUAAGACCUUCUUAGUCGGUGAUGUGGAUAAAAUAGGACGAGACUUGGUCAAAGUCAGCGAGGAAGCUCUUGAGGCAGGUAUCCGUGCAUGUGGACCAGGACGACCAUUGAGAGGCAUCGCGAGAGCUAUCCAUGAGGUUGUGAAGGAUAGAGGAUACGUUGUCUGUCCUGCAUUCACCGGUCAUGGUAUUGGGUCGGUCUUCCAUCGCCCGCCAUGGGUAUGGCACGACCUGAACGAAGAGCCAGGUGAUAUGAUGCCUGGGCAGUGCUUUACGAUCGAGCCUGCGAUUAUCAAAGGCUUGAACAAUAACCAUGUGAUCUUCGGUGACGAUUGGACAGCAUCCACAAUGAACUGGGCUCGAUCCGCACAAGCAGAGCAUAUGGUACUCAUCACUGACACGGGAGCGGAUGUCCUCACACGCGACGACUCUGCCUUCGCCGUAGGAGAAAAGUAA